UGAUAGUUGGGAACUAGCCUUUGGUGGCAGAGGCGGAACUACAAAGCCCAGGGACACUUGCGUCCGCGGUGCCCCGGACUGUGAAUGGCUGAGCUUUGCGAAAUCAGAGACAGAGGAAGAAAAAAGAAUCGCAGGAAAAGAAUGGGCAAGUUGGAGGAAAUCGUACGCAUCGCGAAGAAGAUGGAUAAGAUGGUGUCUAAGAAGAACACGAGUGGUGCUAUCGAUUUAUUGAAAGAACUUAAAAGCAUUCCCAUGACUUUGGAUCUGUUGCAGUCUACACGGGUAGGGAUGUCUGUGAAUGCUGUUAGAAAACAAAGCACAGAUGAAGAAGUCACAACACUUGCUAAGUCACUCAUCAAAUCAUGGAAAAAGCUGCUAGAUGGUCCUGCAGGAGACAAAGACACUGAAGACAAAAGAAAGGACUGUUCAUCUUCCUCAAAGAACAUUUCAGACUCAACAGAGCAAAGCUCUAGUAAGAGACCAGAACCAAGGACACCUACUACUCCAAAGAUGACCACAUUCCCUCCAAUUCCUGUUACGAGUGAUACUGUCCGCAAUAAGUGCAGAGAAUUGUUGUCGGCCGCUCUCCAAACAGACAAUGAUUAUGUUGCAAUUGGAACUGACUGUGACCAUAUGGCAGCUCAAAUUGAAGAAAUUGUAUUCCAAGAGAUGGGCAAUACAGAUAUGAAAUACAAAAACAGAGUCAGAAGCAGGAUAGCUAACCUGAAAGAUACCAAAAACCCCAAUUUAAGGAAGAAUGUUCUCUGUGGAAAUAUUUCAGCAGAACAAAUUGCAAGAAUGACUGCUGAGGAAAUGGCAAGUGAUGAAUUGAGAGAGAUUCGGAAGGCUUUAACAAAUGAGGCUAUCCGAGAACGCCAGAUGGCCAAAACUGGUGGUACUGAAACUGCCCUCUUCACCUGUGGGAAGUGCAAGCAGAAGAACUGUACUUACACACAGGUUCAGACGCGGAGUGCUGAUGAACCCAUGACAACAUUUGUUUUUUGCAAUGAAUGUGGUAACCGAUGGAAAUUUUCUUAAGUAUUCAGAAGACUACAUUUGGAGAUGCAGUUGGACCAAUACAUAAAAUACUUAAAUUAUAAAAGAUCAUCAUGUAUAUUAAGUCUCAUUUUGUUAGAUAUAUCACUGUAAAUUAAAUCUUUGCAAGUAUAUUCCUGCAGCCCAGCUGAUGUAAUCUAAACUUGUACUGUAAUUGAAUCUGUUAAUUAAUACAUUGUAUGGUACAAGAAGUUGCAUUUCACUUCACUGUUUUAAAACUUCUUUAUAUAAGUUAGACCUCAAUAAUGAAGUACUAUUGCUAGUAUGGAUCUGCUGAAAUAAUUUUUAAUUAAAACGUGAUUGUCCACAGCAGCCUAUUUUUUUCUAACAUAGUAUGCUUUUCCGUUUCUUUUUGCAUAUUGUACUGAAGUUUUAAAAACCGCAACAAAUAUUUUGUUCCAUAAAAUAAAUAGGUGCAACUCUUGUGUAUUUUAUGUUAUCAGUAAGAUUUACUUUCUACUCAUAGUAAAAUGUUUUGGGAGAAAAAAAAUUACCACAGGCUUUUGGGGAAAAUGGAUGUAAUUGCUUCAGUAUGCCUUUUGUUUAAAGAAAGAAUAAUUUUCUUCAGUUUUCAAUGCACCAUAACUGUUGAAAUGAGACUAGAAUAAGAACAUUUGACACAAAAUGCAUUCCAGUGCCUGAACUAAAGAGAUCACGCAUGAAGUAUUAUGACAACUAGCUCUUGCGGAAGAGGAGUUGCUGUCAUUUUAGGCUUUGAGUUUGAACAUCUAGUGCUCCCUUUUUAUUGAAAUGUUUCUUCUGCUAAUUUUAAUUGAUGGUUUUAGAAACCGUGAGAUGACUUUAUUGCAGUUUAUACAGUUUUCAGUGGUCAAAUGAGAGAGUUAAUUGCAGUGACAUUGUAGAAAUGAGUUGUUUUGACCAGUGAUUCAAGUGGGAGCAGGAAGUUCUGCCCUCGAACCUGCUUCGCCAUUCGAUACAACCUUGACUUCGCUCCACUUUUUUGUGCCUGCUCCCCAUGACUCUUCCCAAACUGUACUAAUUAAAAAAUCUGUCUAUCUCUUAGUAAUUUUAAUGGUGCAGUAUCUACCACACUCUGGGGUAGUGAAUUUCACAGAUUCAUUAUUCUUUAAAAGAAGUAAUUUAUCCUUAUGCAUUUUAAAAUCUGGUACCUCUUACCCUAAAACUUUGACCUCUCGUUUUUGAUUGCCCCACAUGAGGAAACGUCCUUUCUCUGUCGGCUUUUUCAGUCACCUUUUAGCAUCUUACAGACCUCUAUUAGAUUUUUCCUCAUUCUUCUAAACUCCAGAGAGUAUAGCUCCUAAAUUGCUCAAUGCUUCUUCAUAAGCAAACCCCCUCUCCCUGAAAUCAAUGCAGUGAACAUGUGUAUGCGCACAGACAAUCUGAUUUCUUACAUUCCUAUGUGAGAAAAUAAAUGAUAGGUUGAGUAAGGCUGGUUAUGGCAGGGAGUGACCCAAGUUCCUACAGUAAUGCCUCAGGCUUCUGCUGCAUGCAUCCCCCACAGCUCUUUUUGGUGAGAAACAGCCUUAUGUCUAUUUGAGCUACUUAUGAAAAUAUUUCAAGGUCAACUCUUAUACCAUUCAGCAUCCAUGCUGAUUUAAAUUCAUAGUGAGAUUUUUAUAUCGCAAAACAAAAGCACAAAAAUUUGGCCAAGUGUGUCAGUGCUAACUUUUCAACUGUAGCUACUUGCUUCCCUUUCUUACUAUGCUUUCAUGUUUUCAAUUUUACCAUCAAAUUCCCUUUCAAAUGACAGUAUGACCUUUCCUCAAUGGUCACUUUUUUGGUAAAGCGUAUCAUAUUGUAAUACUUUGUCUGUGACAUGAUUUAUUCUAAUUUCAAUGUUUCAAUUAAAAUGUUGAUGGUUGCUGCUUCUGCAAUCAAUAGAAGUAACUUUUUCAUUAUUUACCCUACUUGAAUUUACACUUGGAACAAAGACGACUAUUCCCACCGUUAAUUAUCUGACACGGGGUUUGCAUGCGAUAUAAGAGAUUGUGGUACUCAA
Messenger RNA from Stegostoma tigrinum, 3037 nucleotides. RefSeq names its product transcription elongation factor A protein 1-like. The record is from RefSeq and is a predicted model, not a curated record. Gene Ontology annotation, biological process: transcription elongation by RNA polymerase II; DNA-templated transcription. Gene Ontology annotation, molecular function: zinc ion binding; nucleic acid binding. The transcript is spliced from 11 exons. NCBI's taxonomy places the organism in Eukaryota, Metazoa, Chordata, Chondrichthyes, Orectolobiformes, Stegostomatidae. Bases 85 to 1038 code for a protein of 317 amino acids. Gene Ontology annotation, cellular component: nucleus.